Rhododendron vialii is the source of this 1903-nucleotide messenger RNA. RefSeq lists its product as uncharacterized. Lineage: Eukaryota; Viridiplantae; Streptophyta; Magnoliopsida; Ericales; Ericaceae. The record is from RefSeq and is a predicted model, not a curated record. Bases 54 to 1862 code for a protein of 602 amino acids. The transcript has 3 exons.
CCCUAACCCUAAUUUCGUCCCAAAACCAUCACAGAAGAAGCAAAAGUUCCGCAAUGGCAAGACCACUCCUCGGACCACCGGAGAUCCGCCUCCCCACCCUCCCCACCACCACCACUACCACCACCAAUCCUCCAAUGGGUUUCACCGAAAACAAUUCUGCAACCUACUUGGCCACGGGAAACCCGUGCCUCGACUUCUUCUUCCACGUGGUGCCCGACACCCCACAAGAACAAUUGGUGAAGAGAUUAGUAUUGGCGUGGGAUCGCGACGCCUUGACGUCUCUAAAACUAGUGUGCAACUUACGGGGUGUGCGCGGGACCGGGAAAUCCGACAAGGAAGGGUUUUACGCGGCGGCGUUGUGGCUGCACAAGCACCACCCGAAAACCCUAGCGUGCAACGUGAAGGCUAUCGCGGAUUUUGGGUAUUUUAAGGACAUGUUGGAGAUUCUUUACCGAUUACUCGAAGGACCCGAGAUCCGGAAAAAGGAAAAAAUGGAGUGGCAGAGUCGGAAGGCAGACGUGAUGGAUCGAAACGUAGGCCGGAAGAAGAGGAAGGCGACGGAGGAUAAGGAGAAAGUGAGGGGUUUGAGGUUGGAGAAGAAGGUGGCAAAAGCCAAAAAAGCCUUUGAAAGGUACAACCGCGAUCCGGAAUACCGGUUCUUGCACGACCGAGUGUCGGAUCUCUUUGCAGAGCUUUUGAAAUCCGACAUGGAGUCCUACCGCGCCGGGGAGCUCUGCAAGAUAGGCCUUGCGGCGAAAUGGUGUCCAAAUCUCGACUCCUCCUUCGACCAAGCCACACUGAUUUGCGAGAGUGUUGCAAGGAAAGUAUUCCCGCGAGAAGAAUACAUAGAGUACCAAGACAUCGAAGAGGCUCACUACGCUUAUAGGGUCCGAGACCGCCUCCGAAGGGAAGUCCUCGUCCCUCUCCACAAAGCCCUCGAAAUCCCUGAAGUGUAUAUAUGCGCCAAGAAAUGGAACAACCUCCCGUAUAAACGCGUCCCCUCAAUCGCGAUGAAGCUCUACAAGAAGUUGUUCUACAAGCACGACCAGGAGCGAUUCGUGGAGUAUUUGGAAAAGGUGAAGAGCGGGAAGAGCACGAUCGCGGCUGGAGCGCUGCUUCCCCACGAGAUCAUCGAGUCCUUGAACGACUGGACCGGUUCGGAGGUGGCGGAGCUCCAGUGGAAGCGAAUGGUGGACGACAUGGCGAAGAAAGGCAAGCUAACGAACUGCAUGUCGGUUUGCGAUGUGUCGGGGAGCAUGAGCGGGAUCCCCAUGGAAGUCUCGGUCGCGCUGGGGCUUUUGAUAUCCGAGCUGAGCGAAGAGCCGUGGAAAGGGAAGGUGAUAACGUUCAGCGCGAACCCACAACUUCACACGAUCGAAGGCGACAGUCUUCAGUCCAAGACGAGUUUUAUCAGGAGGAUGGACUGGGGGGCGAACACGGAUUUCCAAAGGGUUUUCGACAGGAUCCUGGAAGUCGCGGUGGAAGGGAAGCUGAGCGAAGAUCAGAUGAUAAAGACGCUCUUCGUCUUCAGCGACAUGGAGUUUGAUCAGGCGUCGGGAUCCUCGAGCUACUAUGGCUCGGGGUACCAUCAUACCGGUAGCUGGGAGACGGAUUAUACAGCGAUUCAGAGGAAGUUUAAGGAGAAGGGGUACGAAAGGGUGCCGGAGAUAGUGUUUUGGAACUUGAGAAACUCCGAUGCCACGCCGGUGCCUAGCAAACAAGAGGGCGUGGCGUUAGUGAGCGGGUAUUCGAAGAACCUUAUGACUCUGUUUUUGGACGGGGAAGCGAUUUUGAGCCCUGAGGCUGUGAUGUUGAAAGCUAUAAGUGGAGCAGAGUAUCAAAAGCUUGUAGUGAUUGAUUGAUUGAUUGAGAGAGAGAGAGAGAGAGAGAGAGAGAGAGAGGG